Messenger RNA from Nycticebus coucang (slow loris), 1562 nucleotides. It is a transcript of the gene CXHXorf58, whose product is annotated as chromosome X CXorf58 homolog. Bases 1 to 1491 code for a protein of 496 amino acids. The record is from RefSeq and is a predicted model, not a curated record. The transcript is spliced from 10 exons. Lineage: Eukaryota; Metazoa; Chordata; Mammalia; Primates; Lorisidae.
AUGUCGCUGGCAACGGUGGCUCCGGCAGGGUCACCGCGAUCUCGGCCACGCCCACCACAGAAAGGCGGCUACGGAGGCCCGGAAGGGCCCUUAUUUCUCCGACUGCAAGCCGCCGCGGUGCGGGAGACUGCGGCGACAGGAAAGCGUCCAUUCAGUAGGGGCGGAGCGUGGGAGCCGAGAGGAGGGAGACACUCCGCGCUCCGCUGGGAACCGUUUUCGCAGCGAGGAUUGGGCGCCCAGCGGCGUGAGCUGGGUGCCCUGUCCCCUGAGUCGACCGGGAGGGGGCGCUCGGCCAACCUCGGACGGCUUAGACAGCCUCGCAGCGGGAAAGCGCAGAUUGGAGAUUACUUCAUUGUAAAGAAAAUGAAUCGUUUCUUAAAUAGACCCAGUACUGCUAUUACACAAUUAGGUAAUGAACUCUUUGGAAAAGAACGCAAAGUAUAUUUGGCAAAGGAUGCAAAGGCAAGGCUAAAACAAAGACGGAGAAGAGAUACUUCAGCCCGAACAAUACAGAGAGCUUGGUUAGCUCAUGCAAACAGAGCCCUAUUUAAACUCUUAAAACAUACUGUUUGUGCUGCCGAAUACUAUGUGACAUAUGAAAUAAUGAAGAAAGUAAGCCCCGUAGAGGCUAACCUUCUUAAAGAUCCUAGCAUGAAGUACAAAGUCAGGUUCAGAUUUAGUGGUGAAACAUUUCCACCUUUCAUUGUGUUUAAAAUUUUUCUUCAUAACGAAGGCCGAGGUUACAAGUAUUUUAGCGGAAAAAAGUCAUUAAAAUCAUCAAAUAAGGCAGUGGUUGAUGCUUACAAAAUAAUGGGAAAAAAGGAAUUUUGUCAUCAAGUUAUAGAAGAUGAAUGUAUUUUCCAGAAAUUUGGAGUAACUGAAGAAAUAGAUAUUGUCACCAUGCAAGAUUUUAUGCAAUAUUCCAGUCUUCUGGAUGAGACUCCUGCAUCUUCGGGUGGCAGAAAUAACUACUGGCGAAAAUUAAACCUAGAAGACAUUCCUAGGACAAUGAUAAUGUAUGACAUAAUUGAUUAUGCAGAGUCUAGAGUAGUAUCAAACCGUCUACGAAAAGAAAUGAAGUAUCUGUUACAGCGACCAGGAACAGAAGAGAUGCGUCAGCGUCAACUGCAAAUCGUUUCUGAAAUUAGGUAUCCACCUUUCUCAACUACCCAAACUUUAUAUCGGCCCUCACGACAGCAAAGUCAAAUUAAACAUCUAGGUCGUCGAUCCAAGAAAGCUCAAAUGAAGGUUGAAAAAAUGAAAAAAGCUUAUUUGGCUAAAGGAAAAAAUGCUUCUAUGAUGACCGAACGGAAAAUGGACACAGCAGAUGCAAAGCAACAACGGAUGGUAAUCUUUUCCACUCCAUCUUUUGACAUUGUGAAAAUUGAUGAGCCCGCGUCUGACAGUGAAUUAGAAAAAGAAAAGAAAGAAAAGAAAGACUUAUUUACCUGGUCCCAAGACAUAUGUAUUGGUACUUCUCUGCCAUAUUAAUGCACGGCUAAUUGACAGAAAACCAAAAUUGUUUAACAACCUGCUUGUCUGUUUAUAAAUGAUAAGUAUGA